ACACAGCUUCUCUUCAGUCUACAACAAAUCCCGCGAAGAAGAGCCACAAAAACGCAUGUCGUCGCCCAUAAAGCUUAUCAGUUCGGGUGAGCUUGAGAUAACAUUCAGGUUGACUAAUGAUUCGAAACGUCGCUAAUCUCAUCUAACGCAGUUCAGUGAACGAGUUCGCCAUACGAAAAAAGAUAAUAUUGAUCUAGUGCGAUUAAAGGUAUACACAUUCUAUACCGAGUGUGUUUGUUCGGACAGUGCGAUAAUGUGUUCAACCCCACGGUGAAACAAAAAGGACUUUCGAUUAUGUCCAAGAACCAUUUCACGACCAACGAAGACAUGCAAACCGAUGUUCUACUAGACCCCAACUACAGAACUCCCGAAAGUCCCUUGGACCUCAGAGGCGGCACCAACGACGUCCAGGAUCCAAACAAAGACGGCAAGUAUCAGAAGACGAAGCCUAAGAAGUCUGGGCAUCAGUUGAUCAAACCACCUUAUUCGUACAUAGCACUGAUCACCAUGGCGAUACUUCAGUCGCCGCAGAAGAAGCUGACACUGAGCGGAAUCUGUGAGUUCAUCAUGACAAGAUUUCAAUACUACCGAGAGAAGUUCCCAGCUUGGCAGAAUUCCAUAAGGCACAACUUGUCGUUGAACGAUUGCUUCAUCAAGAUCCCCAGGGAGCCUGGUAACCCAGGUAAAGGGAACUAUUGGACUCUGGACCCUAUGGCUGAGGAUAUGUUUGACAACGGCAGUUUUCUCCGCAGAAGAAAAAGGUACAAAAGACCAUCCCCCAACGUUAUUCUACGAGAUCAUCACGCAUCAGCCAUGGUAGCCUCUUUCCUAUCUCAAGAAAACUACCACAAUUCCUUAUUCUCAUCACAUGGCAUACCAAAUCCAUAUUCGUACUUACCAGGACUACCCUCGGGUAUACCAAACAACCUACCCUUACUCCCACCAAUGGACCUAUCAAGAUUAGGCCUAGGCCAUUUGGGCAUCUUACCUCAACCGACGACGCUGUGUAAACCUGUACCAGUCCAACCAAACAUCGCCCAAGUAUCGGAUACAGAUGAGUACAUGACAACUGAACUAAACAAGAAAUCUCGAAAUGGCUUCUCGAUAGAAUCAAUCAUAGGUCCUGAACAUUGCGGUGAUAAAAACCAGAACCUCAUCAAAAUAAAAGCUGAGAAUCCCGAUCUGAAACUAUCAAGAAUCCACAAUCAAAUCUCAGCUUUCGCUCCUUUGAACAGCACCGAAGAGUGGAUGAGGUGAAAAUUCCAAUAGAUCCAUGUUUAGUGUUCGAAAACUAAGGAAUUUCGAUAUUGUGACCAAAGAAUUUUGCAAUGUGUAUUAUUUGAUGCAAUAUAUUAUAAGUAUAGUUCGAAUAGCGCGAGGGACUUCGUUUUCAAAUGUUUGCCAUUUCCUCAUCUUACAUUAUUUUCAUCGUCCCUAAUCGAAUCACUCUAAUACUUGGAUGACUUCCAAGAAGUAUAGUCUUGGUAUCGAUUAAAAUGUAUAUCGAUCAAAUUCGAUAAACUCUGAUAUGUUGUGUUCUUGAAUUCGAUCAGAUUAGAAAGUUUUAUCUAUUUUAACUAGAGGUCUGAUACUGAUAAGAAGAUGAAUGGAAAAAUUAUCGAAAUUGUGCGUGAAUUUUUUGUCCGAGACAAGAAAUAUUUAUCGUAAUCAUUGUGUAAUAAAUAUAUCCUUAAUUGAACUUGAAAAUGUUUCCAAUAUUGUGAAUAUUAACUUAGAUAAAUUAUUUUGUUCCAUAUUGUAAAUAUGUAAAAUAUAUUGUAGAUUGCAUUUAUAUCUGAUAUUCAGAAACAAUAAAAUAAGUAUGACAUAUUA
Coccinella septempunctata (seven-spotted ladybird) is the source of this 1833-nucleotide messenger RNA. Its product is annotated as forkhead box protein D3-like. The transcript has a single exon. Gene Ontology annotation, molecular function: DNA-binding transcription factor activity, RNA polymerase II-specific; RNA polymerase II cis-regulatory region sequence-specific DNA binding. The coding region runs from base 295 to 1257 and encodes 320 amino acids. Lineage: Eukaryota; Metazoa; Arthropoda; Insecta; Coleoptera; Coccinellidae. Gene Ontology annotation, biological process: anatomical structure morphogenesis; cell differentiation; regulation of transcription by RNA polymerase II. The record is from RefSeq and is a predicted model, not a curated record.